AUGUUGCUCGCUUCAACUACUUUUACCCAGCAAGGAGUUCUGACGCUUCGUCUUGGACAACACGGAAUUUUUGUGAUCAACAAGCAAGCCCCCAACAGGCAAAUCUGGCUUUCAUCCCCACAAAGUGGUCCAGCACGCUUUGACUGGUUACCAGGCCAGGGUUGGUCUGUUGUACCCUCUUGUCAAACUCCCUCCCCUGCUGUUCUGCGCUCCAUCCUUUUCCACCUCCUUCCGUUCCUUCCCCUUCGCCCAGCCCCCACUGCCCCCUCCGCCGCUUCGCCGUGCAAAUCCCCUUCCCUUUCCCGCUUUGCUCUCUCCAGCUUCCCUCCCCACUCCGCUCUCGCGCCGCUUUGUACUUCCAUCUGGGCCUCCAUCCUUCCCUCCCUCCCUCUCCCUGUCCCUCCAUCCCUUUCUUCCAUUUCCCUUGCGUUUUUGUUUUUCCACUUGUCGUCUGACUGCCCUCUUCUGCCGUUGCCCCCCAUCUGUCUUUCAGCAUUCCCUUUCCCCGUCCCUUCGUUCUUCCCUGCACACCCUUUUCCCUCCUUGUCCUUGCCCCUUUUCCCUUCCAUCACCACCCUUUGUUUCCCUCCUUUGGCCCUCCUUCCGUCACUCGUCUCGUUUCACCCUCCUCUCCUCGUCUCGUCCAUUCUCCUUUCACGCCCAUGUUUGCUUCUUCCUGCAUUCACCCCCUCCCAUUUUUUUCUGAUUGCUCCUGAGGUGCCUCUCACCCCUCACUCUCCUCUUUCUUGCCUGGCAUCCCGCUCCCCACUGGCUUUCCCUCUUAGCUUCCUCCUCUCCUUUCCCUCUAAGUUGGGAACCUGA
Molecule: messenger RNA, 822 nt
Organism: Closterium sp. Naga37s-1
Lineage: Eukaryota; Viridiplantae; Streptophyta; Zygnematophyceae; Desmidiales; Closteriaceae
Source: the annotation of a GenBank genome assembly